Messenger RNA from Seminavis robusta, 2052 nucleotides. The record is from the annotation of a GenBank genome assembly. Lineage: Eukaryota; Bacillariophyta; Bacillariophyceae; Naviculales; Naviculaceae.
AUGGCGGAAGAAACGAAAGAUGGUCCCCUCGAGGACAUGAGUGCCCUGCAGGACCAGCUUGAUGAGCUGAACGCUCAAAUUACCAAACAGGGAUCCCAUGUUCGACAAUUGAAGAAGGAUGGUGCAGGCGAUGCCAUCACCGAGGCCGUGGCCAAGCUUCAAGAACUCAAGGUCAAAUCUGCUGAACUCAGCGAAAAACUCGAAUCCGAUGCUCCCAAGUUCAACCGCAAGUCAUUUGAUGAUCUUGUCUUGCGUAAAAUGUUUGUCGUUCCAAGUUUUGAAAUUCACGGUGGUGUCAAGGGUCUUUAUGAUUUGGGACCUCCUGCUUGUGCCUUGAAGGCUGCCAUGAUUGAUCUGUGGCGCAAGCAUUUUGUGCUCGCCGAGAACAUGUUAGAAAUGGAAUGUACCUGUUUGACUCCCCAUGCGGUGCUCAAGACUAGUGGACACGUCGAUCGAUUCACUGAUUUAAUGGUCAAGGAUCCAGAAUCCGACGAAUGCUUUCGUGCUGACAAAUUGUUGGAGGAUGCCAUUGACAAUCUGAUUGAGGAAAAUCCCACAAUGUCCACGGAGGAAAAAGACAAACACCUCAAAGUCCAAAUUCAGGCUGACGCAUUUUCCCCAGAAGAAUUGGACAAGUUGCUUCUGGAAUACAAUUGCAAGGCUCCUUCGGGACAGAAUUAUUCCCCAUCUUAUCCUUUCAAUCUCAUGUUCAAGACCAGCAUUGGACCGGAAGGAACCGCUGUGGGAUACUUGAGACCCGAAACCGCUCAGGGGCUCUUUGUCAACUUUAGGCGUCUUUUGGACCUGAAUGCCAACAAAAUGCCAUUUGCUGCCGCCCAAAUUGGAUUGGGAUUUCGAAACGAAAUUGCGCCCCGUAGUGGCCUUCUCCGUGUGCGGGAGUUCUGCAUGGGUGAGAUCGAACAUUUCGUCAAUCCAAAGGAUAAGUCCCAUCCCAACUUCUCCUCCAUUGCUGACAAGGGACUCGUUCUCUUUGGACGCGAUGAUCAGCUGGGAUCUGGAAAAACAAAGCUAGUAUCGGCUGGUGAAGCUGUCAAAACCGGCUUGAUCAACAAUGAAACCCUCGCCUAUUUCAUGGCCAGAACCCAACUUUAUAUGGAGAAAAUCGGUAUGGAUCCCAAGCGUUUGCGCUUCCGACAGCAUUUGAAAACCGAAAUGGCACACUACGCAGCCGACUGUUGGGAUCUUGAAAUCCAAUCGAGCUACGGAUGGGUGGAAUGUGUCGGUCACGCCGAUCGGGCUUGUUACGAUCUCGAUGUGCACGGAAAGGCCACCAAAACACCCAUGGUUGCCACCACUAGAGUGGAUCCUCCGCAAGAAAUCGAAAUUGCAAAGCUUACGUUGGACCGGAAGGCUCUCGGAAAGACGUUCAAGAAAGAACAGAGAGUGGUGUCCAGCGCUCUGGAAGCACUGGCAGAGGAUUGGAGCACCUUUGAACCUAUUGCCACGGCAUUGGAGAAGGAAGGAAAGGCAAUGGUAGACGGUUUCGAGGUCACCAAGGACAUGGUCACUUGGGCAAAAACUUCGAAACGAGUCCACGAGAUCAAGUUCACUCCAUCUGUGAUCGAGCCGUCAUUUGGAAUGGGUCGUAUUCUCUAUUCGUUGUUGGAACACUCGUUUUACCAACGUGAAGCCGACGAACAACGCUGUGUCAUGAGGUUCACGCCUCAGGUUGCUCCCAGCAAGUGUGCUGUGCUGCCCAUUAGCAGUAGCGCCGAGACUAACGCGGUGGUGGACCAAAUCGCGGCAGAGUUGAUGGAGAGUGACCUCUCCACUCGAGUGGACAAGUCUUCCGCUGCAUUGGGCCGUCGCUACGCUCGUUCAGAUGAAUUGGGAGUUCCAUUCGCUGUUACUGUUGAUUUCCAAACUCUGGCAGAUGAGACGGUCACUUUGCGCGAGCGUGACUCCACCCGCCAAGUAAGGCUUCCCAAAGCUGAGGUUACUCCCAGCAUCUUUGCUAUUAUCCACAACAGGCUCACGUGGGAGAAGUUGACGGCAAGGUACCCGAUGGUGACGGUGGAGGAUGGUGCUUAG